AUGGGGUUACAAUUUAUGAACACAAAAGAUAGUACUGAUCUAGAUCCCAAUACAUCUAAAAGAUUAUCAUUUACUAGUCCAUUCCAUGAAGGUACUAAAAUAUUCAAAAAUAUUCAUUCGUUAUUGAAAUCGUCAUCAAAAAAAGAUAGUCAAUCUCCUUUACAAGAGAAAGAUGCUAAAGAUAAAAUGUACAUUGACGAUGAUUCAAUUAGUGAUGAAUUAUUAAUUGCAUCCCCUUCCAGAAAUAAAUCAAAGAGUAAGUUAAAUUAUAAAACAGUAGAUCGAUUACCUUUACAUGAUAUCUCAGACAGUGUUAUUAACACUUUGGCUAAUAUGGAUAGAUCACAACGAUACGACGAUGAACAAUCUCUGGAUAAACAUAUAUUGAAUUUGAAAAUAGAUAAUCCAUUAAAUGCUCCACUUUUAUCUAGUUUCAAUUCUCUAGGAUCUAAUACCAAUACAGUUAAUAGAAAUAAUAGUGCCAACCAUGAUAGUUAUUUUGAUAGUGACGAUUUGAUUGUCAAUAAUAUAACUAUAAGUUUACCAAAUAAACAAGAUAACAGAAUCUUGAAAACCAGAUCAAAUUCAUUAAGAAGAAUACAAUCUACUUCUUCUCACAAAGAUACAGAGAAUCAUUGCCGUUCAAAAUAUCCAGCAAGAAAAAGAAAUAAUUCGAUGGCCAUUGAGGUAAAAAAUUUAUAUGGAAAGGUGACUCUAAACAACACACAAAAGCGAGAUAGGAUAUCUAAUAAUAAAGUAGAAUAUGAAACUACAAAUAUAACGGCCGAGGGCCCAAGUAGUCUAUUUGAUUCUGUAUUAAGUGAAUCAAAUAUACUGUUUUAUCAUAAUAAUGAUAAAAAUACUAAAGACAAUUUCCCACGCAUUUCUCCUUCAACACUUAACGAGAUCAUUGAUAAUAAAAUAUACGAGCCGCAUUAUCAAUCCUACAUUAUAAUUGACACAAGAUUCAGCUACGAAUUUUUUGGUGGUCAUGUAAAAAAUGCAUUAAAUAUUUCAACGAAAGACGAUAUUGAGUGGGAAUUAUUAAAUGAAUCGCGAAUAAAAUCAAAUGCAAAUCAGAAACCAAUACUAGUGAUCUUUCACUGUGAAUUUAGUUGUUUCAGGAGUCCUAUUUUAGCUUCUCACCUAAGAAAUUGUGAUAGAAUAUUAAAUUUUGAAAGCUACCCAUCAUUAUUAUAUCCUGAUAUUGUAAUUUUAGAUGGUGGAUAUAAAUCAUUUUUUGACAAGUAUUCGCUUCAAUGUUUUCCUUGUAACUAUAUUUCUAUGGAUUCACAAGAAAAUGUUGUGAAUCGAGGCCAAGAAUUACACAAAUUCAGGUCUGAGUCAAGGAAAGUUGUAUCCAGAAGUAAUUCAUUAUACAGAUUAUCAUCAAUAUCAAGAUCAAAUUCAGCUUUGAGAAAUUCCACAUCACAUAAUAAUAACAGGGCUGAAUUUUCGAAAUCAAACUUAUUCAUAGCAAAAACUGAAGAUUGCUCAGUAAACCCAUUUCAGGUCAAUUUUAAACCCCCUCCACCCAGGUCAAUAUUUACAAAGGGUAGUUCAUACUCUUCAAAAGAGAGUAUUUAUAAUUCAUCACCCACUAGCAGAUCAUCGUUUUAUUCGAUAUUAGAUAGUGCUAAUGAUCUUUCUGUUUUUAAUCAAAACAAACCAGAAGAUACUGAGGACAAUUUUUUUGCAGAAGAAAUGCCAAUCUCAAGCGGCACCAACGAAGCAUCGUUAACUCUACAUGAGGCAGAUGAAAGAGAUUUAACGGUUUGCUUAGAAGAGCAAUGA
Molecule: messenger RNA, 1794 nt
Organism: Tetrapisispora phaffii CBS 4417
Lineage: Eukaryota; Fungi; Ascomycota; Saccharomycetes; Saccharomycetales; Saccharomycetaceae
Gene: MIH1
Product: putative tyrosine protein phosphatase MIH1
Exons: 1
Coding region: 1-1794 (597 amino acids)
Biological process (GO): positive regulation of G2/M transition of mitotic cell cycle; protein dephosphorylation; G2/M transition of mitotic cell cycle
Cellular component (GO): cytoplasm; nucleus
Molecular function (GO): protein tyrosine phosphatase activity
Source: RefSeq, a predicted model, not a curated record